AUGAAUCGCUUCGACAGCAUCCACUUUGCCGAUCUUACUGGACCGGGCGGCGGUCAAUGGGUCCGAAUCGGCGGCGGAAGCUUUGGUGUAGUCUACAAGGUGAGUCUGGUGGGGCGAAGCGCAGUCGAAGUCAAGGACUUACUCUCUAUUCUGUGUGUGCCGGUAGGGGGAGUACUUGGGGACAGAAGUGGCCAUCAAGGAAGUGCUUCCGAACAACACGUACGACGUUGAAAAGUACUUUGAGCGCGAAUGCGUCCUUAUGAAAGAAGCGCGGCACCCCAACAUCGUUCAGUACAUCGGCGUGUCGAAAAGUCCCGAUCCCGAUGGUAGAGUCUACAUCGUUUCCGAAUUUGUCGGCGGCAACAUGCGGUCCUACAUUGCCGACAAGCACAAAACCUUCGACUGGCCUUUGCGCAUGAGCUUUGCCACCGACGUUGCUCGCGCUGUGGCGUACUUGCACGCACGACAAUGCUUGCACCGAGACUUGAAAGGCGAGAAUCUGCUCAUCACAGCGAACAAUCGGGUCAAGGUGUGCGACUUUGGCUUCGCGCGCAUUGCGGCGAGGAACGAAGAAGAGAUGCGUAGGAUGAGCGUGAGUAAAGAAUAUCCUUUUGUGUCUGAUGGGCGAUCUCGUCUGAGCUUCUCCUGCCCCAUUGCCACCAGUUCUGCGGCACUGAUGGGUACAUGUCGCCCGAAAUUCUGAUGGGCGUCGAUUUCAGUCUGCCCACGGAUAUUUUUUCCCUCGGAGUCAUCUUCUGCGAGAUCGCAUCUCGUCACCUCGUGGAUGCGAAUACGUUCAAGCGACAGAUGCCCACUUUUGGCGUGGAGGAAUCAGAGAUUCGGGAAAUGGCUUCCAAGGGAUGCCCAGAGGCAUUCAUUAGACUCUGCAUCGACUGCGUGGCGGUCGAGCCGGAAGCGAGACCAGAAAUGCGCGACAUCGUGCGUCGCCUGCGCGAUAUUGAACAAGAUGUUCUGACGCGCGAGGCCAAAGCUGGUACUUUGCAAAGCGUUGGAAGUUUGCGAGGCUCUAGUCUCAAGGCUGUGCUAAACGCCGGCAGCAAGCGAAAAGGAGCAGGCGGUCGACCAGGCGGUCCGCCCAGACUCCCAAGCUUCAACGGGCAGGUCAAGGUUGGAGAGCCCUCCACCAUCAAGGAGGAGCCCAAUGGACAUGAUGGCGGAUCGUCGUCGGAAGGCGAGGACAGCGACGAGGACAUGGAAGAGGCACUCGCCGCACUGGAGCGCGUGGGUGUACACGAUCCCCUCGACAAUCAGCUCGGCGAGCUUGACACAGGCAGCACCUUCAAGGUGUCCGGCCACGGCAAUCCUUGGUGGAGCGACGAGCAGGGAAGCGCUUUGCCCAGUCUGCGCACCUCGUGGACGCAGAAAACGAUGGCAAAGGACAGUACUGUGAGAGCGUCGAGCGCCUCCAAUCCUUUUGCCAGCGGCGACACAGACACGACCUACAGCACGAGUGUGGUGCGCCCGUCGAAGAAUAAAGAUGCCCAUGCAGCUUUAUCAAACACGCUCUCCACCAUGACCGUGAAGCAAGAGGAUGUCACUCCAAGUGACUCGAAGCGCACUGCGGGAAGAGCAGAUCGAGUGGAGCCGUCAGACGCCUCCACCUUGCGCGGCGACACUGGCCACGACGCAAACGGCGCGGCAGCAGCCGAAGGGGAUGAUGAUGUGACGCAGUCCUUCAUGACCGCCAGAUCACAUCGUCAGGACCCUUCCAUUGCAAUGGCGACCAUCGCUUCCUCCACGCUCACCCGUCAACGCAGCCCUACGCAAGAUGGUCAGGAGCAUUAUCACGAUCCCCUUGUCUACCAUCGUUUCACGCUGGUCAAGAACGGAAUGAGGAAACCAACGCCGAUGGGGGCGGCUGCUGCCGCAGCUGCCUCUGGUCAAGUUGCUCCCACGGCAGGCAGCAUGAUCCCGCCUGGGCUGAUCCUGGCAAAUGCGCUCGCCAAGUGCUACGUCUGCGGAAGGCGCCUCGGAUUCGGCGCAUUUAUGGAUUGCGACGAUUGUCCCGUCAAGACACACGUCGCUUGCGCUCAACUUGCGGAGCCAUCUUGUCUCGAGAUGCAGAUUCCAGGCACUCCAGUGCUAAGCGCCGUCAAUGCUUCUCGACGCGCGUCGCGCCAGGCCUCUGGUGGCAGCAGCACUGUUGACCCACUUACUCGCCCAGCCUCCCCGGCUGCGACAGCCCUGGCUCGACAAGCUGCGUUGGGUGAACAGCAGCGCGCCGCUUCUCCACCGGCUGUGGCGGGCGCAAAGGGCUUGUUCAAGGGCAAGCGAGACAAGCGCUCGGGGAAAAGUCCUCCGCCCGCCCAGCCCGAUGUGACUGCCGUCAAGGCGUCGUAA
Messenger RNA from Ceraceosorus bombacis, 2361 nucleotides. The record is from the annotation of a GenBank genome assembly. Lineage: Eukaryota; Fungi; Basidiomycota; Exobasidiomycetes; Ceraceosorales; Ceraceosoraceae.